AUGGCCGCGCACGUUUCAACCAUGCAUUGUGAUUCGUCUCGACUAUUAGGCCGCAAUAAUCUUUCAAACAAGGCUCCCGCUACCCACCACCGCACAGCGCUCUCGCACGCGCGCAUAUCCGCAAGCGCUCUACCGUCAUCCACGCCACUCGUCGCGUCUCGAUCUCAACCCGUAUCACUCCAAGCCGUCGCGCAACGGUCGUGCGAGCCGCGAAGACUCGCGUCCGCGCGGCUCGUCGCGCGCGCGGAUGCGUCUUCCAGCGACGCGGCGCGCGCCACCCCCGGCGAUGCCGCCGACGCAGACGCCACUCAACCGUCGGAUCGGCGGCGAGCGCGGCUGGCGGUGUUCGUAUCGGGCGGCGGGUCGAACUUCAAAGCUAUCCACGCGGCUUGCGCCGACGGGCGCGUGAACGGCGACGUGGUGGUGGUCGUCAGUGAUAAACCAGAGUGCGGGGGAUGGCAGUACGCGCGCACCAACGGCAUCCCCACGCUCGCCUUCCCCGUCAACGCCAAGCUGCCGCCCAGCGAACAGAGCGGCCUCACGCCUGACGAGCUGCUCGCUGCCAUGCGGCAGCAUGGGGUGGACUACGUAGUGCUAGCGGGGUAUCUAAAGCUGCUGCCCGCCUCGCUGGUGGAGGCGUUUCCACGAGCCAUCCUCAACAUCCACCCUGCUCUGCUGCCCGCAUUCGGCGGCAAGGGCUACUAUGGCAUGCGCGUGCACAAAGCAGUCAUUGCCUCUGGGGCUAGGGUAUCAGGCCCAACAGUGCAUUUUGUGGACGAGCGCUAUGACCACGGUCCCAUAGCAGCGCAGGCGGUAGUGCCCGUGCUGCCCUCCGACGACCCCCACUCCCUGCAGGCGCGCGUCCUCGCCCAGGAGCACCAACUGUACGCGCGCGUGGUGGCAGCGCUGUGUGACGGCCGGGUGGAGUGGCGGGAGGAUGGCGUGCCGCUCAUCCGCACCACCAGGGAUGGCAACGACUACGACUGGUUGGAUGGGAAGACAUGGGGAAGCACAGUGGAGAUGCAGUUGGUGUUGCAUACGAGGGGAGGCCGGCAGGUGCAGGAGAAGCUGCGGGAGGUGGGGCUGGAGUCCAGCAAUCUCAUCGUAGCCGUUGAUUUCACCAAAAGCAACGAAUGGACAGGCAAGCACACAUUCGGUGGGCGGUGUCUACACGCAAUAGGCCCGCACAUGAAUCCGUACGAGCAGGCCAUUCAGAUCAUCGGGGAGACGCUUGAGCCCUUCGACGAGGACAACCUCAUCCCCUGCUACGGUUUCGGUGACGCCACAACGCAUGACAAGGCAGUGUUUUCAUUCAACCCGGACAACCGCCCCUGCAACGGCAUUGCAGAGGCGCUCGCCCGCUACCGCGCCAUCGCUCCCCACGUCAAGCUCUCAGGCCCCACGUCCUUUGCCCCGGCAAUAGAGGCGGCAGUGCGCAUAGUGGAGGAGAGCGGAGGCAACUACCACGUGCUGCUCAUCAUUGCUGACGGCCAGGUGACGCGCAGUGCAGACGUGCCGCCCGGGCAGCUGAGCAAGCAGGAGCGCGCCACUGUGGACGCCAUCGUUGCCGCCAGCAACUACGCGCUCUCCAUUAUACUCGUGGGGGUGGGCGACGGCCCAUGGGACGUGAUGCACAGCUUUGACGACGGGCUGCCUCAGCGCAACUUUGACAAUUUCCAGUUUGUGGACUGCUCGCAGAUCCUGGCAGCGCCGGGCCCGCACGAGCACAAGGCGGUGCGCUUUGCGCUGAGUGCGCUGAUGGAGGUGCCGCUGCAGUUCAAAGCAUGCAGCGAGAUGGGCACUUUGGGCAAGCGCAUAGGCCGCAUGCCACCCACCCCACCGCUGCCUCCCCCACCAAAAGUGCUCGAGAUGGACGCUGCUGCGGCUGCGGGCAUGGGCAUGGGGUACCAGCAACAGCAACAGCAACAGCCACCGCCGUACGGCCAGCAGCAACCGCCCCCCUACUACCACCAGCAGCAGCACCAGCAGCAGCAGCAGCAGCAGCAGCAGCAGCAGCAGCACCAGCAGCAGCAGCAGCAGCAGCAGCAGCAGCAGCAGCAGCAGCAGCAGCCGUAUCCUGGUGCCCCCCCUUCCAGCUAUUCCACCGCGCCCUCCGCCCCCCCUGCACCUGACCAGUUCCCUUCCCAAGAGGGUGGGUAUCCGCGGCCGCCUCAAGGGGGUAUGGGCAGCAGAGUGGUUACCCUCCUCAGCAGGGUGGUUACCCCCCUCAACAGGGUGGUUAUCCCCCACAGCCGAAUCAACAGGGUGGUUACCCUCCACAACAGGGCAGUUAUUCUUCUCAACCCGGAGGUUACCCGCCACAGCAGGGUGGUUAUUCCUCCCAACCUGCCGGCUACCCGCCACAGCACGCCGGUUAUCCCACACAGCAGGGUGGCUACUCGUCCCAGCCAAGCGGGUAUCCCCCUCCCCCACAGCAAGGCUACAAGCCGCCCUACUGACUGCCACUCAAUGGCCGCACGUGUGACACUUGUCCCAUCGCUCUCUCCCGUUCCUCCCUCCCGUGCCUUGCAUUUAUAG
This is a messenger RNA of Closterium sp. Yama58-4, 2538 nucleotides long. NCBI's taxonomy places the organism in Eukaryota, Viridiplantae, Streptophyta, Zygnematophyceae, Desmidiales, Closteriaceae. The record is from the annotation of a GenBank genome assembly.